AUGUGUAGUGUAUGUAUCGUGUACCCUUCCACAUACAAUACAACAAAGAGAGAAAGUUCCCUUCUUUCUUUCUCGCGUUCUCGAUAGUUCUAUUUUUCUCCGUAAACUCUGUUUCAGAUUUGCAAAUAACACAAACAACCAUCGGGGGAAUCCAAAUCCUGCCGCAGAAUGGAGGACUUGCCGUUGCCGGCGCUCUUCGAGCAAGCGCGCAAGAUCCACGCCGACGCCACCGAGUCCGCCGUCGACCAGGAGGUUGUGAAGAAGGGGUGCCAGGCCCUGCAUAGAUGCGAGGACAUGGUGAAUAAUCUAGGUUUGUUCUCUUCCAACGAGACCAAAGAGGAUAUCAGCACCGCCAAUCUCAAGUACAUUCUGGUUCCAUUUUAUCUUGCGGAGUUGAUGGAAAAAAUAGCACAGGAGGACAGGUUACAGAUUCUAAAGGCUUCCCAGGCAAAGUUAAAGGAAUUUAUCUCAUUUUGUGAAGCAAUGGAGCUGGUCCCAAAAGAGGAGUUAGAAUCUUAUAUGGAAGGAGCACCAAAAACUGUUGUGGAUCAGAGAGCUAGGAAGAUUGCUAGGUUCAAGCGUCAGAGAGCUGCAGAAUCAAAAUUGUUAGAAAUAAAAGAGCGAAAGGAACGGCGUGGACGUUCUACCAAAGCAGCUGCCCUAUCCACACCUGUUGAGGCAGGAGAGGAAGAAGUAUUGGAUGAUGAUGGUGAAGAAGAAAGAGAGGCUUGGACCACCACCAUAUCUUUGGCAAUUUGUAAGGCACUAGAUCUGCUGGAUAUGUUGAAGAAAGAAGACGAGAUGCUUUCUGCUGUGAAGGAUAGACAAUCCAAGGAUGGGGCUGAGUUCUCUAGGGAUGUUCUGGAUGAACGUGCCAAGAAAGCAGAAGCUUGGCAUCGUGAUUCUGCAGUUCGUGCGCGGUACACUAAGCCCUCACCACCAAUCACAUGUGCCACUUUUGCCCAAGAUGUGCUAGAAGGAAGAGCAAAGGCUUCACAAGCACACGAUCACAAGCACCAACCACUGAUAUUUGGACCUGCCAGCCUUGUGAAUGGAAGCUUAACAACAGAGAGAGAAAGAAUGGCAGCUCAGGUCUUCCAACCUAGUCAUAGGAUGCCAACUAUGAGCAUUGAGGAAGCUGGACUAAAAGAAAUGGAAAUAAUGAAUAAAUGGCAAGAGAGAAAUGUCAAACUCAUGGAAGAAGCCAAUUCAUCUUGGCACAAUGAUAGGAAGUCAAAGCCUGGAGAAGAUGAUGAUGAUGAAGAUGACGAUGCAGCACAAGAGAAAGCAAGGGCUUGGGAUGACUGGAAGGAUGAUAAUCCACGAGGUGCAGGAAAUAAGAAACUUACCCCUUGUGGGUAAACUGAGUUCUUCCCUGUCUUGAGAGUAAAUGGGGUUGGGAUAAAUGUUUUUGGACGAAAUCUCGUAAUCUACAGUUAAUAUACGCAUAACUUGUAGUUGAUAUACUCGUAAUUAGAUUGUGCAAGAUUUUACGUGGACCAUGAUUUCAUUUGAUUAUAUGUGCAUAUUCUAGGAGUGCAA
Vigna angularis (adzuki bean) is the source of this 1542-nucleotide messenger RNA. RefSeq names its product PP2A regulatory subunit TAP46. Gene Ontology annotation, cellular component: cytosol. NCBI's taxonomy places the organism in Eukaryota, Viridiplantae, Streptophyta, Magnoliopsida, Fabales, Fabaceae. The record is from RefSeq and is a predicted model, not a curated record. Bases 169 to 1362 code for a protein of 397 amino acids. Gene Ontology annotation, biological process: regulation of dephosphorylation; regulation of signal transduction. Gene Ontology annotation, molecular function: protein phosphatase 2A binding. The transcript is spliced from 9 exons.